Messenger RNA from Microtus oregoni (creeping vole), 6607 nucleotides. It is a transcript of the gene Myo7b, whose product is annotated as myosin VIIB. The coding region runs from base 161 to 6451 and encodes 2096 amino acids. The record is from RefSeq and is a predicted model, not a curated record. Lineage: Eukaryota; Metazoa; Chordata; Mammalia; Rodentia; Cricetidae. Gene Ontology annotation, cellular component: myosin complex; cytoskeleton. Gene Ontology annotation, molecular function: ATP binding; cytoskeletal motor activity; protein binding. The transcript has 47 exons.
AGCCCUUCUACGUCUUCUGUCCUUUCUCUCCUAUACUACCCAAAGCUCGGAACCUGUCUCCCUACCUGAAUCUUUCAGGUUCCCAGGGUGGAGGGACAGAGAGUCAAUAGGACCCCCAUACUCUGAUCCUGACAAGGACACAGGGAGCCGCUGACCUGGGAUGUCGGUAUUCCACCUGGGUGAUCAUGUGUGGCUGGACCCUCCCUCCACCAGCAAGACCGGCGUGGCCAUCGGAGGCAUUGUUAAAGAGACAAAACUGGGAAAGGUCUUGAUUGAGGAUGAUGAGGGCAAGGAACACUGGAUCUCUGCAGCGGACCUCAACACCCUCAGCCCCAUGCACCCCAACUCAGCCCAAGGAGUGGAUGACAUGAUCCGCCUAGGUGACCUGAACGAGGCAGGUGUGGUACACAACCUCCUGGUCCGCUACCAGCAGCACAAGAUCUACACCUACACAGGCUCCAUCCUGGUAGCUGUGAACCCAUUCCAGAUGCUGCCCCUGUACACCCUGGAGCAGGUACAACUCUACUACAGCCACCACAUCGGCGAGCUGCCGCCCCACAUCUUUGCCAUUGCCAACAGCUGCUACUUCAACAUGAAGAAGAACAAGAGGGAUCAGUGCUGCAUCAUCAGUGGCGAGUCUGGGGCUGGGAAGACUGAGACGACCAAGCUCAUCCUUCAGUUCCUGGCUACAGUCAGCGGCCAGCAUUCGUGGAUUGAGCAGCAGGUCCUGGAGGCCAACCCCAUCCUGGAAGCCUUUGGCAAUGCCAAGACCAUCCGCAACGACAACUCCAGCCGCUUCGGAAAGUACAUUGACAUCCACUUCAACCCCAGCGGGGUGAUCGAGGGUGCCAGCAUUGAGCACUUUCUUCUGGAGAAGUCCAGAGUCUGUCGGCAGGCUGCGGAGGAACGGAACUACCACAUUUUCUACUGCAUGCUUAUGGGGAUGAGCCCGGAGGAAAAGAAACUGCUGGGGCUGGGCAUGCCCUCUGACUACCACUACCUGACCAUGGGGAACUGCACAUCCUACGAGGGGCUCAGUGAUGCCAAGGACUAUGCACACGUUCGCUCGGCCAUGAAGAUCCUCCACUUCUCAGACUCUGAGAACUGGGACAUCAGCAAGCUGUUGGCAGCCAUCCUCCACCUGGGGAAUGUGGGGUUUAUGGCUGCUGUCUUCGAGAACCUGGAUUCCUCUGAUUUGAUGGAAACUCCAGCCUUCUCCUUUGCGAUGAACUUGCUAGAGGUACAGUUUCAAGCUCUCCGAGAAUGCUUGAUCAAACACACGAUUCCCAUCCGUGGAGAGUACGUCUCCAGGCCCUUGAACAUUGCACAGGCCGCAGACCGAAGAGAUGCCUUUGUCAAGGGCAUCUACGGGCACCUCUUCCUAUGGAUUGUCAAGAAGAUCAAUGCUACGAUCUUCACACCACCAGGCGAGGAUCCCCGAAGUGUGCGGAGGGCCAUUGGUCUCCUGGACAUAUUUGGCUUUGAAAACUUUCAGAAAAAUAGCUUUGAACAACUCUGCAUCAACUUUGCCAAUGAGCAUCUCCAGCAAUUCUUUGUGAAGCAUGUGUUCACAAUGGAGCAGGAGGAGUACCUUUCUGAGAACAUCACCUGGGACUACAUCCGCUACACGGACAACCAGCCCAUCCUAGACCUGCUGGCCGUCAAGCCCUUGAGUGUCAUCUCCCUCCUAGAUGAGGAGAGCCGCUUCCCACAGGGGACAGAUGUCACGAUGCUGCAGAAACUGAACAGUGUCCAUGCCAACAACAAGUCCUUCCUAAGACCCAAGAACAUUCAUGACACCCGAUUUGGAAUCGUGCACUUUGCGGGUGAAGUAUACUACCAGGCAGAAGGCUUUCUGGAGAAGAACCGAGAUGUGCUAAGCAUAGACAUUCUCAAACUGGUUCAGUCCUCCAAAAACAAGUUCCUGAAGGAGAUAUUCAACCUGGAGUCACUACAAACAAAGAUGGGCCAUGGCACUAUUCGCCAGUUGAAGGCAGGAAACCAGUUCUUCAAGCCGUCAGACUCCAUCAAGCGCCCACUCACCCUCGCAGGCCAGUUCAAGCAGUCCCUGGAUCAGCUGAUGAGAAUCCUGACCAACUGCCAGCCCUACUUCAUCCGCUGCAUCAAACCCAAUGAGUACAAGAAGCCGCUGCUGUUUGACCGCGAGCUGUGCAUUCAGCAGCUGCGCUAUUCCGGCAUGAUGGAGACGGUGCAAAUCCGCAAGUCAGGUUUUCCCAUCCGCUACACGUUUGAAGAGUUCUCCCAGAGGUUCCACAUGCUGCUGUCCAGCCCUGAACGCAAGCAGUUUCAAGACAAACACCGCCAAAUGACCUUGCGCAUUGCUGACCUGUGCCUGGGGACAGACAAAGACUGGAAAGUGGGAAAGACCAAAAUCUUCCUGAAGGAUCAUCAGGACACAACGCUGGAGAUCCAGAGGAGCCAGGCCCUGGACGGAGCAGCGACCUGCAUCCAGAGAGUCCUUCGGGGACACAAAUACAGGAAGGAGUUCCUGAGGCAGAGACAGGCGGCUGUGACCCUCCAGGCAACAUGGCGAGGCCACUGCCAAAGAAAGAAUUUCGAGCUGAUCCUAGUGGGGUUUAAGCGUCUGCAGGCCAUUGCCCGGAGCCACCAGCUGAUGAGACAGUUCCAGACCAUGCGACAGAGGAUAGUGCAGCUGCAGGCCCAUUGCAGGGGCUACCUGGUGCGACAGCAAUUCCAGGCCAAGAGGAAGGCAGCGGCGACCAAACAGGAACCUCGGGUCAUUCUGGCUAGCAAACCAAAGGGUCAAGGUGCUGUCCCUGACAGGAAGCGUAAGUCCAUCUAUGACAUGGUCACCGACACAGAGAUGGUGGAGAAAGUGUUCGGCUUCCUCCCAGCCAUGAUUGGAGGCCAGGAGGGCCCAGCUCCGACAGGCUUUGAGGAUAUGGAAGUAAAGACUCAGAAACUGCCUGAAGUUGAUCUGGAUGCAGUGCCCAUGACGGAGAUGCCUGAGGAAGAUAGGGACGAUUUGGCUGAGUAUACCUUCCCCAAGUUUGCCGUGACUUACUUCCAGAAAUCAUCCAACCAUACCCACAUCCAGAAGCUGCUCAAGUACCCACUGCUCUACCAUGAAAACGAAUCUGACCACCUGGCGGCUCUAGCUGUGUGGCCCAUCAUCCUGAGGUUCAUGGGGGACCUUCCGGAACCAGUGCUCUACACCAGGAACAGCCUGAGUGACUCGGUGACACGGCAAACACAUAACAGCCUGAACAAGGACAGAGGCACUCAGGGCCCACAGCACAAUGGACACGCACAGGUGGCCAGAAAACUGAAUCCUGGUGAAGAGGCAUUCAAUUCUGAUGUCCCUGUCUCAGAAAGACCCAUGUCUAACCUGGAGAAGGUGCACUUCAUUGUGGGCUAUGCCAUCAUGCAUCCCGGACUCAGAGAUGAAAUUUACUGCCAGAUCUGCAAGCAGCUCUCUGGGAACCACAAGACAAGCAGUGUGGCCCGGGGCUGGAUUCUGCUCAGCCUCUGUCUGGGCUGCUUUCCUCCCUCGGAGAGGUUCAUGAAGUAUCUGCUGAAUUUUAUUAGUCAAGGGCCAGCCAGCUAUGGGCCCUUCUGUGCCGAGCGCCUACAGCGUACCUUCUCCAAUGGGGUGCGCUCAGAACCCCCCACCUGGCUGGAGUUGCAGGCCGUCAAGUCCAAGAAGCACAUCCCGAUCCAGGUCAUCCUUGCAGCUGGAGGGAGCCUGACUGUCUCUGUGGAUUCUGCCUCCACAUCCCAAGAAGUCUGCCAGCACAUCGCUCAGAAACAGGGCCUCAAGGACCAGCUGGGCUUCUCCCUCCAGGUCGCUGUGUACAACAAGUUCUGGUCCUUGGGCAAUGGCAGUGACCAUGUGAUGGAUGCCGUGGCCCAGUGUGAACAACUGGCCCGGGAGAGGGGAGAGAGCCAGUGCCAGUCCCCCUGGCGCAUCUACUUCCGGAAGGAGUUCUUCACCCCCUGGCAUGACUCCCGGGAGGACCCUGUGAGCACUGAACUCAUUUACUCCCAAGUCCUCCAUGGAGUGUGGUCUGGCGAGUAUAAUUUUGAGAAGGAGGAGGAACUGGUGGAGCUGCUGGCCCGCCACUGCUACGUGCAGCUUGGGGCCACGGUGAAGAGUGGCGCUGUUCAGGAGCUGCUGCCCAGCUGCAUUCCCGCCAAGCUGUACCGGACCAAGUCUCCAGAGAAGUGGGCUAGCAUCGUCAUGGCUGCCCAUGCCAAGGCCCCGUAUACCCAGGCCAAAGCCAAACCACUGGCGGUGAAAGAGCAGACAGUGGAGGUUGCCCGUUUGCUGUGGCCCCUGCUCUUCUCCCGGCUAUAUGAAGUCACCACACUCUCUGGCCCCAGCCUUCCCAAGACACAGCUGAUUUUGGCCAUUAACUGGAAGGGGGUGUGCUUUCUGGACCAGAAGGAGAGGACACUGCUGGAGUUGUCCUUCGCAGAGGUCAUGAGUCUGGUUGCCAACAGGGAGGCCCCAGGUGGCCAGCGACUGCUCCUGUCCACACUGCAUGAAGAGUAUGAGUUCGUCUCCCCCAGCAGCGUGGUCAUUGCAGAGUUAGUGGCCUUGUUCCUGGGAGGAUUGAAGGAGAGGUCUGUGUUCGCCAUGGCCCUGCAGGACAGAAAGGCCACAGAUGACGCUACCCUUCUGCCGUUCAAGAAAGGGGACUUAUUGAUCCUGACCGAGAGACAGGGACCAUCGGCCUCGGAGAACUGGAUCCCAGGGCAGAAUGACAGAACAGGCAAGACAGGGCUGGUGCCCGUGGCCUGUCUCUACAUCAUCCCCUCGCUCACCAAGCCCUCAGCCCAGCUGCUGAAGUUGCUGGCCAUGUCACCAGAGAAGCGGAAGCUGGCUGCCCAGGAGGUGCGGGCUGCAGAACCACUACUGGAGGAUCAGUCCACGGAGUCACCCUACACCCUGGAGGAGUUUUCCUACCAGUUCUUCAGGGCCCCAGACAAGGAGACCAUCAGCAGGUCCACCAUGCCUAUGGCCCGCAACCGAGGCCACCUGUGGGCCUACUCCCCAGAGCCACUGCGCCAGCCACUGCUCAAAUGUGUCCAUGACAAAGCCAAACUUCGGGAUCCCGCCUGUCAGAUCUUCCUUGCCAUUCUCAAGUACACAGGAGACUACCCUUCCCGGCAGUCAUGGAACAGCCUGGAGCUCACAGACCAGAUGUUCUCCUUAGCCCUGCAGGAGCCGGCCCUUCAGGAUGAACUCUACUGCCAGAUCCUAAAGCAACUGACCCACAACUCAGUCAGGUACAGUGAAGAGCGAGCCUGGCAACUGCUAUGGCUCUGCACAGGCCUCUUCCCGCCUGGUAAAACGCUGCUACCUCACGCUCAGAAGUUCAUAGACUCCCGGAAGAAGAAACCUCUGGCUCCUGACUGCAGUCGCAGGCUCCACAGGGUUCUGAGGAUGGGACCUCGAAAGCAGCCCCCACAUCACGUAGAGGUGAAGGCUGCUGAGCAGAAUGUCUCCAAACUACGCCAUGAGGUGUACCUCCCCAAUGACACAAAUAAGACAAUGGACGUGGGCAGCAGUAGCCGGGUGCGAGACCUCUGUGAGAGCAUCGCCACAAGGCUGCAGCUGGCCUCCUGGGAUGGCUGCAGCCUCUUCAUCAAGAUCACAGACAAGGUCAUCAGUCUGAAGGAAGGAGACUUCUUUUUUGACAGCCUGAGGCAGGUUUCUGACUGGGUGAAGAAGAACAGGCCCCAGAAAGAAGGGGCCUCCACACUUCCCUACCAGGUGUUUUUCAUGCGGAAACUGUGGCUCAAUGUGACCCCGGGGAAGGACGUGAAUGCAGACACCAUUCUCCACUACCACCAGGAGCUACCCAAGUACCUGCGAGGGUUUCACAAGUGCUCCAGGGAAGACGCCAUCCACCUAGCGGGCCUCAUCUAUAGAGUCCAGUUUGGCAGUGACCGGUCUCAACUGGCUAGUGUCUCAAAGAUCCUGAAAGAACUGGUGCCUCAGAACCUCACACGCCUGAUGUCCUCAGAGGAAUGGAAAAAGAACCUCCUUCUGGAAUGUGACAAACACAAAAACAAGACAGUGGCAGAGGCCAAGGUGGAGUUCCUGAAGAGGAUCUGCCGCUGGCCUACCUUUGGGUCCGCCUUCUUUGAGGUGAAGCAAACCUCUGAUCCUUCCUACCCAGACAUUCUCCUCAUUGCCAUCAACAGACAUGGGUUGCUACUCAUCCAUCCCAAGACUAAGGAACUACUGAACACCUACUCCUUCACGAAGCUCUCCAGCUGGAGCAGUGGCAGUACUUACUUCCACAUGGCGCUGGGGAGCCUGGGCCAGGGCAGCCGUUUGCUGUGUGAGACCUCUCUGGGCUACAAGAUGGAUGACCUGCUGACCUCGUACGUCCAGCAGCUUAUGAACACAGUGAACAAACAGUGGGGCUCCAGGGUCCCAGCCCCGGCCAACCCCUGACGGGUCCCAUCUGCACACAGUUUCCAUGCCAGGCUUUCAUCCCCUUCACCACACACCAGACCACCCCUCCUGGUGUUCACUGCAGAGGCCAAUGAAGGUCUCAAGCCUUCUGGCAGGUGAUGGGUAACUCCCCUGAAUUCACAAUAAAAAUUCACC